UGACGUCAUUCACUCGCCCAAUAUGGCGGCCAACGUGAGCUGGGAAUUUUGUUUUUGACUCAUUUUCCGCGAAUUAUCCUCAUUUUCUCGGCCGCUGGGGACAUUUGAGAUGUGUCAACGAUUCAGACGAGGGAUUGUAACGUCUUCUAGCUGUGGGUUGUAGCGUGGAGGGAAGGAAUCGUCCGGAGGAGAGACAUGGAGGGGCUAACGUUGACGGACGCGGAGCAGAAGUUGUAUUCCGAGCUGUUCGGGACUUGUGAUGUCGAGCACACAGGCAGAGUCUCGGGCACUAAAGCCUCAGAACUGUUCCUAGCCUCGCAGCUGCCACACGACACGCUACAGCAGAUCACAGAACUGUGUGGUGCGACAAGACUGGGCCAUUUCGGUCGUAGCCAGUUCUACAUCGCGCUGAAGCUGAUAGCCGCCGUGCAGAGUGGUCUACCUGUCCGACUGGAGAGUCUUAACACAGGUGAGGACAGACAGACAGGAGGACGGUACAUAGGGGCGGGGUCUCCGGGGGGGGGGGAGGGAGCAGCUCAAAAUACUGUGACAGACAACACAUCCAGGGGUUUUGCCACCACCUCCCAGUCGAGGACAUGUGAGAAGUGGGAGCUCCGGAAACCCCCCUCACAUCCUCCACUCCAGACAACAUGUUGUCACGGAGGCUGGCUCGAACAAUCUGCCUUUACAGCCGCCGGAGCCAACACGUCAGACGGGUGGGUGGAGUUUUCCUCGUCCCCUGCCUCCCAGCCCCGCAGCCUCAAGCCUGAACACGGCGGCGCGCCCACUGACUCUGAGGACGAGGUGGACCCCUGGACCAUCACACAGGAACAGAGAGACUACUACACCGCGCAGUUCAAAACCAUGCAGCCGGACCUGCACGGACUCAUUCAAGGUACAACGGCAAGGGAGUUCUUCCAGCGAUCUAAGUUGCCAAUUGCACAAUUGUCCAGGAUAUGGGACAUGUCAGAUGUAAAUCAGGACGGUGCUCUGUCCCUGGAGGAGUUUUUUGCAGCGUUUCACCUCGUGGUGGCCAGAAGAAAUGGUUACGACCUGCCCGAGACCUUGCCACAAGCCCUGAUGCCCAGGAGCACACAGCCAACAACAGAGGAAGAUCCUUUUGCCGCAGCCCCUCCCAUGGCUGGAGGGGGUACCCCCCCUGUCCCUGCAGCACAGCCCCAGGCCCCCCCUCAGCCCGCCCCCCAGCCCGCCCCACAGGCAGCCCCCCAGCCAGCCACUCAACCAGCACAGCAGCCUACAGGGGCUCAGGGGGGCAGCAAGUCUGCUGAGGAGAAUUGGGCCACGUUUGAUGAGAACUCUUCAUCACCCUCUCCGGUAGUUCAGAGCCCAGCCAACUUUGACUUUGCUGCUGUCCACCCAGACCCAGCAUCCAAGAUUAUCCAGCCUGUACCAGUGAGAAUGUCACCAGAGGGGCAGACAUAUCCUGACUACAGGCCCAGGACUUUCUCUGAACCCAUCCCGACAGACGUGGUGAACUUACGCCGCGAGCGGUCGGGCACCAGUCCCAGCAAACAUCCCAAAUCCAGCGACACCGGCGAGAGCACGCCUGGUAAAAUCGCCCCUCCCCCUCCCAGCACACGCUCCAAGAGUGCCAAAUCCUCAGAGGAAGACAUGGAAAACGGAGUCCCUCCCCACAAGAAACUGACUCAGACCAUGUCUGACUCCAUCCGGCUGAGACCAAGGCUCGCAGAGAAACUGUCACGCCCAAGGUCUUACUCAGGAACCAGUGUUGGUGGGCAUCACCCGACCCCCCUGGCCACCAGCCCCCUGGCCCAAUCCGAUAGCCCUACCGAGUCCCAGUUGGGGGGUAAGAAGGAGGCCCCCCUGCUGCCUCCGCCCCCUCCCCGGCCACCCCCCAGACGGCAGCAGGCCCACUCCCGCUCCGUGUCCCUAGACCUGAACCGUGUCUUCCUCCACAGGGACAGUAAAGGCAAACACCCCGCCCCCCAGCCACUAGCCCCUCCCCCUGCCGUCCCCCCCAGACAUGUCUCACCAGCCACAAAGGGGCCCAAAGUGGUUCAACAGAACAGUGAACAGGCCAUGCCGAUCAGCCCAACCCCCAAGACUACCCCCAACAACGUGGUCAACUUUGUCACAGCUGAAGCUGCUGUCCCAACGGAAGGCCUGAAGCACAGCAGGACAAUGUCACUGGACAGCAAAGCUGGAUCCGCUUUUAGAACCAAAUGGACUUUUCGUAGGUCUGUCUCCUUCCAACCCGAGGUUCCUUUAGCGACAGAUACUCCCCCCACCCCUCCCCCCAGACCACAUGAUCAGACAAAAAGUGGAGGAGGAGACAAAGCAGAAGACACACCAGUGGAACCGCCAACAAAGCCUGUGAAAAAGAAGGCGCCCACGCCACCUCCAGUGAGGCCCAGGAACAGACACAGAUCCGGAGAGGACAGCCAGAAGUCAGAGGUCAGACAGGAAGAACCCAGCACUAAUGACAGGAGAAGACACGUGUCGGCACCCGCUACUAGAGUACCCCCCAUUCCACCUCCACCUGUCAGAAGAAAAAAGGAGGAGAUCCAGGCCGCCAUCAGGGCGCACAAGGAGCGGAACACGGUUCUGUCUCGCACCAACAGCGAGCUGCAGGGCGACCUGGCGGAGGCCACGGAGGAGCGCGUAACGCUGGAGCUACAGCUGCAGAAACUCAAGCCAUUCGGGGUCACUGGCCUAUAGCACUCCGCGGAGUGUCCUGGCGGUUACGAUAUCAUACUUUGUCCAGCUUUUCACGGGGGUAACGGCGCAACCACACGGCAAAGAACCACAGCGAGCGUCUCGAGCACAAAAGCCGGAUGACAUGGAUGAGACCCAUCCACGUCCCUUUCACUGAGCAACAGAUGCAUUACGUCAUGCAAAGCUUUAAGAUUUUACCCCAGAUCUUGCACAGGUACAAUGCACAGGGCAUGAUCGUGGUUCAUACUGUAAUAUGCAAGCAACGGUUUAAAGAAUGGCUAAACCUACCGGGUUGUUUGCAAUGGCAAUAACAACCUCACAUUUGCAAGCAACACAAGUUUGCCCCUUCCCUUAGCCCAUAGAAGGUCAAAAGUGACAUGUCAGAGGUCAAGGUCAUAGGUAGCCGGUGACCUUUCCCAUGCUUGAGUAAAAGCUGAGAGGAAAAAGAGGCCCUAUUUCUCGAAAAACUACUAAAAAAGUUAUUUUUCCCCACUGCCUCCCUUCUUGCUAUAAAUGCCAGAGAUGCAAAGGAUUCUCGAAACUGUUUUUGUGACAAUUACAUAUUCGUGCCAGGGGGUAGAAAACGGUAGAAAAGUAGCGUACGUCUUUGCCGCUGUGUGUCUUCCCGUCGUCUAGUAUUUUUGUGACUCGUGUGAAGGAUAUAUCUCUCAACUCGGGCAGGAGGGUGACAGAAAAGUGUUGAAAACUUGUUUCUCUAAACUCAAAACUUGUAUGCUGAAAGUUCGAUUUUUAUUAGAUACCAUAAUUCUCACUAUGAACAUAUUCACCACUCUGGACGUGUGACAUGGUGCAUUGGGUUCACAUUUUACCCACAGUGCACCAUGUUGUGCAUGCGUAGUUGGAACCAUGAACCCUUUUGACUUAUAGAUCAUUCCUUGUAUUUUGAAGAAACUUUCAAAUGAUUAUCUGAUUUACAAUUUAAAGACACUCAGAUUGCCCUUUGUUGAAGUUGAAGUAAAACAAACUUUCAACACUCUUAGAAGUAACUGUUGGUAAAAUGAGAAAGAAAGAAGGCAUCAGAUAUGUACAUGUAUAUGGAGCAUAAGAGAAAUAAGGAAGGAGAGAGUAUAUUGUCUUUGUGCCAUGUAUGGAAAGAAUUAUGCGGUAUUUCUUGUCCACUUAGAUAUGUAGUCAACUAACAUGUACAGGGACAGGGUCAUAUUAUAUAAAUAUAAAAAACAACAAGACAUAUUGUUUCAAACAGUGCAGAAACUUACAGAAUAUUCCCUUGUUUUUGGGUAAGUUGACAGUCAGAGUUAAAGCUAUGUCAUUUCAAGACUAACAAUAAGAUUGUUGGAUAUUUUACCUAUUGUUCAAGAAGGAUCACGUCCAAAGUUUUAUGGUAAGCAGAAUCUAGAGUGCUUGUACCUACCCUCAACAUACAAACAUGGAACAGUCCUGACACUCGGUUCUGAUAACACAGAAUAGGUCAUUUCUGUCAAAGAGGGGUGGUCAGGGUAAAUGAUUGUUAUGUUGACUAAGUUAACAGUAUGACCCCGAAGAGGCAAGUUCCAGUAUUAUGAUGAAAACCUUAUUUAGAAACUACAGAUAUUAUUAUUGUAGAUAAGAGACUUAUGUAGAUAGUAGAUAUGCACAUAGUGUAAUAUUUGAAACUAUGAAAAAAAAGAACUAACCAAGAAAAGAGAGAGUUAGCAACAAAAGAAGAAUUAGUUGAAUAUUAUAAAGCUAUAUGCAGGACACCAACUGUCAUAUUCAUUGUGGGACAUCAGUUCAUUUAAGAAAUUUGCUUUGUUAAGAGAUUUAGAAACACUGCUUGCCAAAAUAGCCAUGUUUACCAUUAUAUUUUCACAUCUUCCCCCCAACAAUGCAAGUAUACCAGAGUUUUAGCUGUGUGUUAUGUUUGCCACUUUGUAAAGAUGUAGUUGCCAGAGUUGAACUUGAAUUUUCUUUAUUUUUUUCAUAGGCCACGCCAGCUUAUUGUGUUGGUUCUUGGACAUUUUGAGGCACAAAUUUAGAAAGGUCAAAGUACUGGGAGUAAAAACUUCCUGUGCAAAACAAGAAUAGACUUCUCCAUAAACACCUUUCUUGUAUUAUUUCGAUUCACCAUUUUUUUAUAGUUCAAGAACCAACUAAUUAGCUUGCUAUGGCCAAAUGAUGACUGUUACAAACUGCCAUGUUGACAGCAACCUUAUUUUUGAGUCAAGGUAAACUUUCAUUUUCCCUUCCUCUUGAAAUUAGAGCUGGAGUCGUCAUACAUGAUUUCAUAUAGCCUUUGGAUUAAAAAAAAAAUGACCAUGCCAGAAGGUAUGUGAUACUUGCACACCCCCAAAGUGCUGGUGAAAUAUUCCAUAGUCAGAAUCUGGACCAGGUAAAUACUUUAUAACUAAACCAUAUGCAUCUUCAGACCAUCUUUACAACUGUGAACAAACAAGAGACAAUUUUUGGGGAAGGUUGCAAAGUGCACCUUUCAAGCACAAGAAGUUUGAAUAACAUUAUAAUUAUAGUUUUUUGGCUGUGUUGUGAAACAUACAGUUACAUGAAAUACAAGAGUAAGAAAGAAAACAUUUGUCUUUCCAUUGAAAGAGAAGUGCAAUAGCAUCACACAUUGUUAAGAAUACCCAACACGACCUAUAUCAUAGGCAUGGGUAAAUAGUAGACUUAUUUCCUGUAUACUUUACCAUAAAUAAUGUUUGGCUUUACCAACAUUUAAUAAGUAACAACUUUAUUGCUUUCAGGUAAAUAGCACCAAGUGUCACUGUCAUGAAAAGUACAAAAGUACCCUAACCAUGUAUCUUGCCAUUACGUUUAGUUUAGUAUGUUUGUCAUGAAAUGAUCAAUAACUGUAAGUUAAGUUUGAAUUCAAUGGAUAUUAAAUGUAUUAUAUCAGUUGAAUUAAAUGUAAGAAUAAAUGGUUAAGCACUCAAUGUAUUUUGAAUGUUACUUCAGUUUGCCAAUGCUUUCUUUACCAUCAAAUGCAAACUUCCAGGCUCACAAAUAACGAAGUGCAUACUACCAGUAAUUGUGUUAAACUAUUUUCCUGAGGAGCAAGAAACCCAGUGUAAUAAUUAUGACAUAUUGUUAAAAUAAUAGUAUUUCAUGGCAAACCCUUACCAAGUAAGUGUGGCGAGCUUGUUCUUCAAGUGUAUACUAAAAAUCAAAGAUAUGAACUCACUUGUACAUUUUGUUUGCCGUGUAUUAUCUAAUAUCUUCUUUACAUUAUGAAGAUGUAGGAUGACACUGCACAUUAUUAUGUUAGGUUUUGCCUAUGAUUAUAGCACAUGUAGUUGUUUUGACUGCAAUUGACAGACGCCCAGAUGUCCGUGGGAUCAUGAGAAGGGUCUGUCGUUUUCAUGGAUUAAACCAAUAUUAAUUCAUGCCAUGAAGCAUGACCAAUCGUGCUGGUUGUUUCAAAUGCCAUGCCAUUAAACAGAUUAGUAAA
Molecule: messenger RNA, 6118 nt
Organism: Branchiostoma belcheri (Belcher's lancelet)
Lineage: Eukaryota; Metazoa; Chordata; Leptocardii; Amphioxiformes; Branchiostomatidae
Product: ralBP1-associated Eps domain-containing protein 1-like
Exons: 19
Coding region: 196-2700 (834 amino acids)
Biological process (GO): endocytosis; endosomal transport
Cellular component (GO): cytoplasm; plasma membrane
Molecular function (GO): calcium ion binding; protein binding
Source: RefSeq, a predicted model, not a curated record